ACGGUGCUUCUUUCUCUGACCAGUGCCCAGACCGACAUCACAGACAUGGCUCCGUGAUCAGGCACAUGGCGGCAGCCAGCCAUGAACCAAAAAAGAACUCACCAAAAACAGUUAAUGCAUCAAUAGCAACCUGAUUUUGUUUAUUUUGGAUUAAUCUAUUGCUAUAACUGCAAUAGAACUACAAUCGGUUUUAACUGUCACGGGGAAAUAAGCUAGCUAGCUUCUUGGAACCUCACUCUUUUACUCAGCUAUUUAACUCGGUUUUAAAAACUGUUUUAGUUCGGAUCGCUCAUUUUUUAGGACAGUCAUCAUGGGUGUGCAAGGUUUCCAAGAAUACAUAGAAAAGCACUGCCCUACUGCCGUGGUACCGGUGGAGCUCCAGAAGCUAGCCCGGGGAAGCCUUGUUGGAGGAGGUAGGCAGAGACCACCACAGAGCCCGCUACGGCUGCUGGUUGACGCGGAGAACUGCCUUCACCGGCUUUACGGGGGCUUCUACACGGACUGGGUGAGCGGCGGCCAGUGGAACCACAUGCUUGGGUACCUGGCCGCCCUCGCCAAAGCAUGUUUCAACGGCAACAUUGAAUUACUGGUGUGCUUCAAUGGCGCCAUGGAGAAAGGCCGCCUUCACGAAUGGGUCAAGCGACAGGUGAACGAGAGACAGACAGCGCAGCAGAUUGUCAGCCAUAUCCAGAAUAAGGGCACCCCGCCGCCGAAGGUCUGGUUCCUUCCACCGGUGUGCAUGGUUCACUGCAUAAGGCUGGCCCUACUCAGGUUCCACAUUGGGGUAGUUCAGAGCAUUGAGGACCACCACUUGGAGGUGAUGUCUCUGUGCAGGGAAAAUGGCUUCCAUGGCCUGGUGGCCUAUGACUCGGACUACGCCUUGUCCAACAUCCCGUACUACUUCUCAGCACACGCCCUGAAGCUGAGCCGCAACGGAAAGAGCCUCACCACCUCCCAGUACUUGAUGCACGAAGUGGCCAGACAACUGGACCUGAACCCAAACCGUUUUGUGAUCUUCGCCUCACUUUUGGGUAACCACAUACUGCCGGAUGAAGACUUGGCUGCCUUUCACUGGAGCCUCUUGGGUCCAGAGCAUCCUCUAGCAUCGCUCAAGGUGCGUGCCCACCAGCUGGUGCUCCCGCCAUGUGAUGUGGUGAUCAAGGCGGUGGCUGACUAUGUACGAAACAUGAAGGACUUCAGCGACCUGGAGGCCAUCGCUAAUGACAUUUUUAGACACUCACAGUCCAGAACGGAUGACAAAGUAGUACGCUUUAAGAAAGCGGUGGAAUACUACUCAGCAGCCAACCAGCCACCUUACUGCUCCCUGUACCAAGCCAGACCAAACCUGAUCGGCGGGGGACCUCCAGGGGAGGCAGUCCUUCCACAGUACCCAGCUGUAGCUCCGCCCCCUCAGACACUCAACAUUCCAGCCUCUCACCUCCCGGGCCCACCUGGGGUCCAGUCUGCCUACCCGAACCCCCCAGGGGUAGAGCCAGGCCCGGGGACUGGUACUGGGGCAACUCCUGGUUCUUCUGCUGGUUCCGUUAGUGGUUUGGCCGUGGACCCAGUGGGGGAGCUGGUCCCUGGCAGCUUCAGGAACAUUCCCCCAGAGGAGAAGCAUACUCCGUUGUAUGAGAGGUCUUCUCCCAUCAACCCCUCUGUCCCCCCAGGGACCACGGUCGUCACCAGCCCCGCUCACAACCACGCCGACCCAGCCUUCUUCAGCACCUCCUCUCCCUCCUCCUCCACCUCCUCAGAGAAUGAGGAGAUUGAGGAGAACACAGGCUCCAAUGCCAACCAUGUGCAUGAGGCUAAAGGUGGAUGGGACAAACUGUCAGAGAGCACCGCAGAGGGGGAGCUGGGAUACCAAACCAAGGGUGACCUUGUCAUGACCUCCCCUCUGGGUCAGGGUUUAGAGGCCAUGGGUCACCUGAACGCCCACAUCCCGUCUCUGCUGUCGAUGCCGACCAGAAACCACAUGGACAUCACUACCCCUCCGCUCCCCACGGUGGCGCCAGAGGUUCUCAGAGUGGCUGAACACAGACACAAAAAGGGCCUAAUGUACCCCUACAUCUACCACAUUCUAACUAAGGGGGAGAUCAAGCUGUCCGUCACCAUUGAGGACGAGGCCAACACGGAGUUGCCGUCGGCGGUGCCACUGUUCAGGCCCAUCCGCCAGUAUGUCUAUGGGGUCCUCUUCAGUCUCGCCGAAGCCAAGAAGAAGGCGGAGAGACUCGCCAUGAGACGCAACCGCCUGCCUGAAUACCCCCCUGUGGUGGUGAAGGAGUGGGCGGCCUACAAAGGAAAGUCCCCUCACACCCCGGAGCUGGUGGAGGCGUUGCCCUUCAGGGAGUGGACCUGCCCCAACCUGAAGAAGCUGUGGCUAGGCAAGGCUGUCGAGGACAAGAACCGUAGGAUGAGGGCCUUUCUGGCCUGCAUGAGGUCCGACACCCCAUCCAUGCUCAACCCAGCCUGUGUCCCCACGCAACUACUGGUGCUGUGCUGUGUGCUGAGGUUUAUGUUACAGUGGCCAGGCUUGAGAAUUUUGCGUCGUAACGAACUUGACGCCUUUUUGGCCCAGGCGUUGUCCCCAAAGCUGUAUGAACCUGACCAGCUGCAGGAACUCAAGAUUGAUAACCUGGACCCUCGUGGCGUGCAGUUGGCCGCUCUGUUCAUGAGCGGUGUGGACAUGGCCCUAUUGGCCAACGACGUGUGUGGCCAGCCAAUACCCUGGGAGCAUUGUUGCCCAUGGAUGUACUUUGAUGGCAAGCUGCUGCAGAGCAAGAUGACCCGAGCCACGCGGGACAAGGCUCCACUUAUCGACCUCUGUGACGGUCAGGCUGAUCAGGUGAACAAGGUUGAGAAGAUGAGGCAGAGCAUCCUGGAGGGGCUCAACUUCUCUCGCCCCCCUCAUCCCAUGGCCUUCCCUCCGCCUCCCACUCAUCCCCACACACACCUACAUGCCAUGCCUUUCUACCCCCCUGGAGGAGCCUUUUACCCCCCACCACACAUGAUGCCACCCCAGAACAGGGGCAGGGGAAUGGGGAUGCCUGGUGGUCCAUGGCCUGCAGGCCUGCCCAGCAUGUCCUCCCAGGGGGGGAAGCUGGAGAUAGCUGGGACGGUUGUGGGCCACUGGGCGGGCAGCAGACGUUGCCGAGGCAGAGGAGGCUUUCCCAUCCAGGUGGUCUCUGUUGGUGGGGCUUCCAGAGGAUGUCCACGGGGUGUGAUCUCCACUCCCAUCAUCAGGACCUUUGGUCGAGGAGCGAAACAUCCUCUCAGAGGCUUCAAAAGCCAGGGGAUGUAUCAGAGUAAGCCAGCAUACUCUACCACAGUCAGUGAGUUGAAGGAGAGGAAGAAGCCCAAGACAGAUGAAGGGAAGUGCCCUGUUCUGCUGUCGUCUGACGGCUCUUCUGCAACAGAGAACGGAGUGGAGGACCGAGAGAAGGAGAGAGAGGAGGAGGAGAUCAAGGAGGAGCAGCUGAACGGCCAGGCCACAAAGGAGAGCGGGAGCAGGGUUUUGAUUAGCCAACCAGAAAGUGCCUUUAGCAGUGACUCCAAGAUGUGCAAUACUAACCCUCAUCUAAAUGCACUAAACACAGAAAGCACCUGUCUCAGAGAUGCAGAACCUCUGAGCUUACAAACAGAAGAGUAAAAAAAAAAACUAUUUUUGUAGAGAGGGUGAGGAGUGUGUGAUGUUAGGAAUAUCUGGAGUGUUGGGAAGUCUACAGCCAGUUUUCCCAUUUCUAUGAGUCUCAAAUUACACCCUUUUUGCUAUAUAGUGCACUACUUUUCAUCAGGCCCCAGUGGCACCCUAUGGGUCCUGGUCAAAGUAGUGUGACAUAAAGGGGACAGAGUGGCAUUUGGAACAGUCAUCUAUUCCUCGGUAGAGAACAGAAGAAAACAACAUGAAAUUCAAAUCCCUAUUUAAUCAGCCCGGUU
Messenger RNA from Esox lucius (northern pike), 3939 nucleotides. RefSeq names its product constitutive coactivator of PPAR-gamma-like protein 1 homolog. Bases 311 to 3652 code for a protein of 1113 amino acids. The record is from RefSeq and is a predicted model, not a curated record. NCBI's taxonomy places the organism in Eukaryota, Metazoa, Chordata, Actinopteri, Esociformes, Esocidae. The transcript is spliced from 18 exons. Gene Ontology annotation, cellular component: nucleus.